CAACCACGUUACACUCUGAGGUGAACGUAAAAAGGAUUCGCACAAAAGACUCACUGCCUCCAGAAACUGUUCGAAGUUGUUCCAGGAAACAGGUGUUCGCUUUUGGUGAACUUCGUUUUCUCGCCGAUAGUUGGAACUCUGUAUCAACAAAACAGAACCUAAGGUAAGCGCCCCGGUGCAAGCGCCUUUCUCGUCUCCAUCCAACCCCACUGGAACACCCAGUGACCGGUCGGCACUGCGCUCCGUGCUGACUCCUGGUCAGCGCCUGCAGGCCUUCGCAUUUAACUCAUCGAAUCAUCAGUUGCAAAAAGCAGCUACUUUCCUCGGCUGUCCCUCUUGUGCGCGACCGUGGUAUCCCCCAAGUACAACAGCGCUUCCACAACCUAUCAUCCUUUUGAUCUCUUCUACUUUAUUCAGAAUAAGUGGCAUUUACCCACCAAUUGCUUUUGUCGCCAUUUUCAUUGGUUCCAACUACCUGGUGCCUGACAGCUGCAUUAACCCAAUUACGGGACACUUUGGAAGCGUGACGGGGAGCGCCAUCGUGACUUCAUGAUGGAAUACCCUCCACAAUAUCAGCAGCCUCAUGGCCAACACCCACAUGCUCCUUCUCAUAUUGCUGCCCCGUAUCAAACCGCACCACAGAACCCAGGCUCAACGGUGGGGUCGAUGACCUCCCCCACCAAUCCCCAGGCACAUAUGCAGCAAGCCCACCCCGCGCAUCAAGCGUCUCCUAUUGUUCCCUCGCAGUCUCAUUACCAACAGGCACAAAAUGCUCCGGGCUCAGUACAUCAGCAGAUGAACUUUCCUCAAUCAUACGGCGUAACCACAGCUAUGCCACAGACAUACGGAAUCUCACCAACCCAGGCGGCGGCUAUGGCUACUGCGGCGGCUUCUGGGCAAUUCUAUCCUUUGCAUCAGGACUCGAUGGCUGGCCAAAUGCCACAAGGACCUCGUGGCUCGCCACGCAUGGCUGGAGUGCAACAGGUGAAAAAUGAACGGAAUCCUCGCUCACCGCCGCAAAUGUCAGGACAAAUGCCUCCAAUGGGUUCGCAAGUACAGAUGCAGCAAAACGCCCAAAUGCAGCAGCGUCGCAUGAGCCAUGUUGGGAGUCCCCAUGUUCAAAGUGCCCAGCCGGUUCUGAAUCAUGUCGGCCGGCCUUCGGUGCCACCACCGAUGCCACCCCCGCCUCAGCCUGCAGUGCAGCAAAGCCAACCUUCUCCAGAUAUGGCUGUAGGCGCUGUAGAGGAAUCUCCUCUUUAUGUCAAUGCAAAGCAAUUCCAUCGCAUUUUGAAACGACGAGUUGCCCGGCAAAAAUUGGAAGAACAACUCCGACUUACGUCCAAGGGGCGUAAGCCAUAUCUACACGAGUCGCGUCAUAAUCACGCCAUGCGACGACCACGGGGUCCUGGUGGUCGAUUCCUGACAGCAGAUGAAGUUGCCAAUCUGGAGAAAAAGAAUAUCCCGGGUGGACAAGAGAAUGUCGAUAGUAAGCCGACCGGUGAGAAUCCUCCGUCGGCACAAAAAAGAAAAUCUAGUGAUGUUAACGAUGAGAAUACGAACUCAGCGAAGAAGGCGAAGACUAGCGCUGCAAAAACUAGCACCAGCGCUGAGGAGAGCGAACAUGAAUCGGCCGACCCGUCUGAUGAGGACGGCUGAGCAACAUGCCUCACAACAGAAUUUGCUUUCAUAUCAUUAGCGCCUUCCUGCCCGCUUCUGUGUGCUUUGUUCGUACCUAUUCAUCCUUAUGGCUCUAUUUCAUGGUGCUUGUUUAUGUUUGCUUUUUGUAGCGAGCGAUGUGUGACAACUCACCUAUCACGUUUCUACUACUAUUAUCCGACAGCUACCAUUGUUAUGUUUAUAUCGUUAUGUUAUGUUGGUACGAAAUCUUUUUCAUUAUUCAAAGAAUCCUGUUAUGUUUAUUUUGCC
This is a messenger RNA of Aspergillus alliaceus, 1926 nucleotides long. It is a transcript of the gene hapB, whose product is annotated as transcription activator HAP2. Gene Ontology annotation, biological process: regulation of transcription by RNA polymerase II. Bases 550 to 1656 code for a protein of 368 amino acids. The transcript has a single exon. The record is from RefSeq and is a predicted model, not a curated record. Gene Ontology annotation, molecular function: RNA polymerase II cis-regulatory region sequence-specific DNA binding; DNA-binding transcription factor activity, RNA polymerase II-specific. Gene Ontology annotation, cellular component: CCAAT-binding factor complex. Lineage: Eukaryota; Fungi; Ascomycota; Eurotiomycetes; Eurotiales; Aspergillaceae.